AUGGACCCCUCGAAAACACGAAUAACGCCAAAUUCCUUUCUCACCAAGGUCGGCUCGUCGAAAGACGGAGACCCGAUCAUAGUCUACUUCAUCCCCGGUAACCCAGGCGUUGUGUCAUAUUACCACUAUUUCCUAUCCCUAGUGGCGUCGAAUCUUUCCUCUUCUUCUUCUGCCUCUGAUGCGUUUGCAUCCCUCGCGUCUGCUGAGCUCGAGAAACGAACCGGGGCCGGUGCAGCUAAUAGUGCACCGGAGAGCAGUAGCAGCAGCAGCACGCGCAGUGAGCAACAUGUUAAUAGUAGCAGCGAUGAGGGCCGUCGUAAAUUCAAGAUUAUGCGCCGGAGGAGCAGUAAAAAGGUGAAAAGAAACGACGGCGGGCACCCGCACGACGACGAAAAGUCCGACCAUAAAUCUCUGAGCUCGCGCAAAGACGAGCUGUGGAAGUGCCAUCCCAAUACCAAUUCCGAAGAAUCAUUUUUAAUCACUGGGCGGUCUCUGGCGGGGUUCGAGAUUGACGACGGCGCUUCUUAUAUAUCGUCGUAUCUAUUAUCUACGUUUUCUGCGACGGAUGAAAUCCACAGUCUGCGCGACCAAGUGGAAUUCGUGGAGAGCAAUUUGGGCAAGUUCGUCCGCAGGUAUCAGGACAAGAUCACUGCGGCGGCGACUGCGGUCGCUGUAGCUGCCGGACAGAAGAAGGAUGCGGUCAAUAUUCGCAGGCCGCGGCCAAAGGUCAUUCUUUUGGGUCACUCUAUGGGGGCGUAUAUCUCCAUGGAAAUAUUGAGGAGGCGAAGGGAGCGAGAGUUAAAAAGGGCGGCGGAAACAAGGGAAGCCGGCAUGUCUUCUGACUCUCACAGCGGAGGAGACGGGGAGGUUGAGAUGGAUAUCAUCGGCGCCCUGAUGCUGUUUCCUGCAGUGGUUGAUAUCGCGAAAUCGCCAUCGGGCAAGAAGAUGACGACGCUUGGAUACAUUCCUUAUCUUGACAUUUUAACCAGCCUGGCUAUGAAAGGCCUCAUGUCCGCAACCCCAGCUCCGGUAUUACGUCGCUGGGUCCGCCAUGUCAUGAAAGAUCCUCCAGACGAUGCUCUCGAUACCACUAUUGCAUUCCUGAAAAGCAGAACAGGAAUUAGACAAGCUCUACACCUUGCUGCAGAGGAAAUGGAGCAAAUCGGCCCUGACAAGUGGAGCGAUGAAAUCUGGGGUAUAUCCGAGCAACAUAAACCAUCCCACGACGUCAAAUCACACCUUACAAAGCUCGUCUUUUAUUUCGGUCGCAACGACCACUGGGUAGCCGAAAAGACGAGAGACGAAGUCAUCCAAGCACGCUCCGCAAAGGGCGGGCGUGGGCCAAAGAUGCUUAUUUGUGAUGAUGGCAUAGAACAUGGCUUUUGCAUUCGACAUAAUGAAAUCAUGGCCGAUAAGGUGUCUGGUUUUAUAAGAGAGAUUGUAGACGACUACAGGGCGAAGAAGUGA
Molecule: messenger RNA, 1467 nt
Organism: Uncinocarpus reesii 1704
Lineage: Eukaryota; Fungi; Ascomycota; Eurotiomycetes; Onygenales; Onygenaceae
Exons: 4
Coding region: 1-1467 (488 amino acids)
Biological process (GO): lipid storage
Cellular component (GO): lipid droplet
Molecular function (GO): lipase activity
Source: RefSeq, a predicted model, not a curated record